CCUUCACAGAGCCAUUCGCAAUGACUUCUUUCAGAGCUAUCUCUACCUGCUGGAAAAAAUUCCCCUGGAUCUGAUAAAUAUCUGUCAUUUUGGGAUUUCUUUUCAUUAGAUUCCUGGGUUAAUUUUAUCGUCUUUCGUCACAUAUCUUCUCUUGAUUUUAACCCUCAUUGGGCUGGAAUAUAGCUUCAAGAAACUUCUGAAGAAUGAAUCCAUGGGAGUGAAACUGUAUGCUUUAACAAGUCAAGUCAUCAAUGGUGAGAUGCAGUUCUAUGCCAGAGCUAAACUUUUCUACCAAGAAGUACCAGCUACAGAAGAGGGUAUGAUGGGAAAUUUCAUUGAACUGUCCAACCCAGAUAUCCAGGCCUCUCGGGAAUUUCUUAGAAAAUUUGUUGGGGGGCCUGGGAGAGCUGGCACGGACUGCGCCUUGGAUUGCGGCUCCGGGAUAGGAAGGGUCAGCAAGCAUGUCUUGUUGCCAGUUUUCAACAGUGUGGAGCUGGUGGACAUGAUGGAAUCGUUCCUCCUCGAAGCCCAGAACUACCUGCAGGUCAAAGGGGACAAGGUAGAGAGCUACCACUGCUACAGCCUGCAGGAAUUCACACCUCCGCUGGGGAGAUACGAUGUCAUCUGGAUUCAGUGGGUCUCUGGGUACCUGACCGAUAAAGACCUUCUUGCGUUUCUUUCCCGGUGCCGAGACGGCCUGAAAGAAAACGGCGUCAUCAUACUGAAGGACAAUGUGGCUCGGGAGGGCUGUAUCUUCGAUCUCUCUGACAGCAGUGUGACUCGGGACAUGGACAUCUUCCAGAGCCUCAUUAGGAAGAGUGGGCUGGUGGUUCUGGGCCAGGAGAAGCAGGACGGCUUUCCAGAGCAGUGCUUCCCGGUGUGGAUGUUCGCACUGCACAGCGUGGACACUCCUGGCCAGCAGUGGGAAUGAACGACUGGACUGCAUAGUGGUGCUUUGGGACAGAGAUGCUGUCCUCUGAAGUGCCGCUUAUAGUUCAUGGAGGGAUGGAGAGAAGGGAUGCAAUGCAUGUCUGGAAAUAGUUGAUGUAGUAUGUACAAGUUUCCACUAAUCAUUAAAGUACAUGCACACACUCUGGAUUUUCCAAAAGAUAAAUGGAGUGAAACAUCAGGGAAAAAUUUUUAAGAAACUGCUUAUAUACAGCCAAAAUGUACAAGGGUGCACAAAAACAGAAGAGGGAGCAGUGCUCACAAAUUCUAAACUGCCUUGGUCCCUGAAGGUUUGCAUUACAGAGUAUUGCAGGAUGGGUGGGGUAAAGUCUAGACUCCCUUCCUCUGCCCUCCUGCUAGAUACAUUAUACUUCCUUCCUCUUUGGAGCUACUACUUCUCUUUGACAAAAAUCUCCUCCUAAUUAAGAAGGCACCAGUCAAAAUAAUCUUAUGAAAACAUGUCCAUUACUUAAUUUUGUCUUUAGCCUUUCUCUUAACAGAAAAAGUAUAUGGUUUCACUUUCUGUUUCAGGUCACUUUCACCACCCAGAGAUGUACUAUGGAUGUAAUUUGAUAACAGAAGUCUGCAUUUCAGUGAUGGGGAAGUGUCUCCUUUUAGGAGAAAGUGUUGUACCCUUGAAAUUUCAGCUGUGAACAUAUAAGUAAAUGUCAUUGAUAAUCUAAUUUUAGCCAUUGGCUUCCAACACUGCUCGCUUCACUGCAGCUGCUCCUGUUUCCUUGAUUGAUGCGAAUGUACGGUGGAAAGAGAAGGGAAAUCAUAAACCUGAAAAGUAAAAUAGCUGGAUUAAUUUAAGGCAUUAGUUUAAUUAAAAAUAAUCUAAAAUCUUUCAAAAGCAAAAUGUAAUUUAAUUUUUAUUAGAAUGUUUAAAAAUAACUGCUAUUGUCUUUAAAACACUCUAAUGUCUUCAUG
This is a messenger RNA of Ceratotherium simum simum (southern white rhinoceros), 1878 nucleotides long. Lineage: Eukaryota; Metazoa; Chordata; Mammalia; Perissodactyla; Rhinocerotidae. The record is from RefSeq and is a predicted model, not a curated record.